This is a messenger RNA of Penicillium verrucosum, 1887 nucleotides long. RefSeq lists its product as uncharacterized. The record is from RefSeq and is a predicted model, not a curated record. The transcript is spliced from 5 exons. Lineage: Eukaryota; Fungi; Ascomycota; Eurotiomycetes; Eurotiales; Aspergillaceae. Bases 1 to 1887 code for a protein of 628 amino acids.
AUGAAUACAACACAAGAGUUCUCACGGCCCGAUCUGGUGCGUCGGUUCACUGCUGAACUCAAAGACGAUUCAGAUCUAGCUUCUCAGGUCAAGUCGUACCAAGGAAACUUGGAUGCAGAGAUCAACACACAAGAGAAACUGCGAAUGGAUCGUAUUUAUUAUGAUCAACCAUCAGUAGAGAGUUCUUUAAAAGGACUCGAACUAGCUCGUCAAACACUCCAAUCCAAAUGCGAUGAAUUCUUCAAAUCUUUGGAUGAGAAGGUAGAAGCGGAAAAGAGCAAAUCAGGAUUCUCACGACUCAUCCACCGAAACGCGACCGAACAGAAACUGGCUAGUUACAUCCGCCAACGAGGGGAGCUCACAGUGAAUCAAGUCACUUCAAUCAUCAAUGAAGUUGAGACUCAAUGGACGGAGUCAAACAGCAAGGCGGCGACGAACUUCGUAAAGAUAUGCCAAAAGUUUGACGCACACAAGCAAAUCUUUCAAUGUUUCCCAAGUCAAACCUCUUACACCUCUGCUCUGUGUGGUGCUAUCACGAUGGUCAUUCAGGCUUCGGUUAAUUACUCGACUAUUGCGGAAAAGCUGUCGGGCUAUAUAGCAGAGCUAUCGGAGAGCAUCGCUGUUUGUACACAGUGGCUCGACCUUUAUGACAACCCGGCCAUGCAAGAGCGACUGUCCGAUAUCUAUACGCAAUACUUCCAUUUCUUCAUCAGGGUAGCCACCUGGUAUAUGAAACCAAAACCUUCAAAAUGGCUCGAUUCCUUCAACUCAAACUUUACUACGGGCUACGAGGACACCACCGAAACGAUCAAACGCUCCAUUCGACUCAUCCGUGAUCAGGCCUUAAUCGAGAACGCAUGGCAGCUAAACAAGCUUGAUCAGUCAUUUACCUCCUUUGAAAAGCGGCUCGCUACGUGGGUAAAUGAGAUUCGAAACGAGAAAAACGAGGCUGGCGGAACAAUGGCAACCCUGAUGCUGCAGAUGACUGAACGCAUGGGUCAAUGGGAAGAACGCUUCGAACGCAUGCAGCUGCAAGGCCAACACGAGACCGGAAGAACAAUAGCACAAGGUACUUCAUCAAUAAACGAAAGAGAAAUUGCAGAAAUUGUCGAUGUUCCUGGGGGCCUCAACAGGUCGGAGGCCAAAUGGGUCUGUCAACGCCUUCAGCCGAAAAUCGAUCAAAUGGGAGGCUGUGAUGGAAUCAGACUCGCCCUCCAAACGGGACGACUUGUCGCCGAGCCUGCUAUUGUCCAAAUCCUCGGGAAUUGGGCACAAGCUACAUCGGGCAAUUCUCUCAAACUUUGGAUUAUCAGCCCCUUCGAAACAGGCCCACAAACCAGCGCCCAACUCGCUGCUCUCGGGGUUAUUUGGACGGCAAUCCGAGCUCGAGCCCAGUUUGUAUCUUACAUCUGCCAACGACCCCAAUACGGGAGUAUCCCCGAGAUUCGCAACGUCGAAGACAAAGCUGGCGUUAUGGCGAUUGUUUACAGUUUAAUCUGCCAGCUACUACAAUUCCAACUGCCUGAUGACAGAGUGUACCUACGGCCGGAGAUUUUCGAUCGACUCACGCAGCCAGGGGAGCGUUGGACAACAGGUUUAUCGCUGCUUAAAUACCUGCUGGAGAAUACACCUACCCUACGGUACUGCAUCAUCUCUAGGCUCAAUCUUCUUGAGGGAAGCGCACGGGACAUGUGCCAGGAGUUUGUGGACUUGCUCUUUGCACAUUCCAGGAAUGCGCAUUGGCCAGUUCGAAUUCUGUUCACUACUUCUGGGCAGUCUAGGGCGCUUGGUGGUACCGUGGACAAAGAAAGCAAGGUCGUAUCUCACAGUACUUUUCGUCAGAUGAAGGGGAGGCUGAUAUAUCGAGAUGUUCAAAUGUCCAAGUAG